AUGGAUGUUGCGAUCAUCACGAAUGGUGUCGGUUUUGGGCUUCAAUUGGAGAGUGCCAACAAAGACUGGAUGGCCGAAAACUGUCAAUUGGCAUGCGGAACUUGUACAGCACCACCGGCGCCACUGCUUCCUGUCACAUCAACUGCUUCCUCCGCAUUCCCAACCCAAGGAGGAUUCUUCCAAACGACGACAGUAUCCUCUGGCCCCACCACAACUGUCACCAUCCCACCAUCCAGUUUGACAGCGGUUAGCAGUUGUGAGAGAGUCAAGGACUCGAUUGCACAGGCUUCAGAGCUCAUGUCAAUCUCCCGACUAAUCAACCCAGUGGAAGACAACUUCGGCCGUAACAUGCUCUCAAUUGACGAUAUCACCAGAAGUGUCCCAACCGGGUGUGUCCCCCAACUAUCCGAUGUUGGAGUAGACUGCCGCAAGAGUCUCUGCUACCAUCUCAUGUACCGUACCCUUGAUGGUACCUGUAAUAACUUGGACAAGCCAAUGCAAGGAGCAGCAUUCCGCCGAUUCAACAGACACUUCCCAGCUCAAUAUGAUGAUGGACGAGGGGAACCAAUUUCAUCGUUGAAUAAGUCUAGACCAUCUGCACGUGAAGCUAACAGAGUUAUGUUGUCGUCGGCACAGUCGGUGGUUCAUGAUAAGUUCAACAACAUGAUGAUGCAAUGGGGACAAUUCAUGUCACACGACAUGUCUAAAACAACACUCCAACCCUCUGCCAACUGCAAGACUUGUGACCCAGUACCGUCUAAGUGUAUGCCAAUUCCAAUUGGAGAGAAAGACCCGAACCUCGGAUUCAAGUCAAAGCAAUGUCUAAAAGUGUCAAGAUCCGCACCGAUUUGUAGAGUGGAGCCAAGAGAACAACUCAAUGAGAACACCGCCUAUAUUGAUGGGUCUAUGAUCUACGGUAGCUCGCUGAAGGACCUACACAAGUUUAGAGAUGGAAGAACUGGAUUCCUCCGAGUUACCCGAUUCAAUAACCAAAAUGUUCUUCCAUUCGACCAGUCGAAAUGCGCUAAUAAGGAUAAAUGUACAGCCUCCUUCACUGCUGGAGAUAUCCGUGCCAACCUCUUCAUCGGCUUGUCUUCUCUUCACAUCAUGUUCGCUAGAGAACAUAACAGAAUCGCUCAAAAACUCACCGAGCUCAACCCAACAUGGAGUGGAGAUAGAGUGUUCCAGGAAGCCAGGAAAAUUGUUGGUGCCCAGAUCCAAAAUGUGCUUUAUAAGGAGUACCUCCCUAAGCUGCUAGGAGUGUCAUUUGACAAAGUGAUCGGACCAUACAAAGGAUAUGAUACCAAUGUGGAUGCAACUAUUGCUAAUGAAUUCACUACUUCUGCAUUCCGUUUCGGUCACGGAAUGAUCGAGGAGUUCUACAAACGUGUAGAUCUAUCUGGAAACAAUAUCACUCAUGGCGGAUUCUUCUUCGGCGACGGAGUCUUCAAGUCCGGAAAAAUUCUCUUCGAGGGAGGUGUCGACCCAAUCAUUCGUGGAUUUAUGACGACGGCCGUCAAACGACCGCAUCGUAUGACGCCGGCUAUUACGGAAAAGAUGUUUGGCAGCACUGAUCUCGGAUCACUCAAUAUCCAACGUGGUCGUGACCACGGAAUCCCGUCAUACAACAAGAUGCGUCAGUUCUGUGGCCUUAAGUUUGCCACGACGUUUGACGACUUUGGAGACAUGAUUUUGGACAGAAAUUUGAGAGCCGGACUUGCAAGAAACUAUAAUACUACGAAUGACGUUGACUUCUACGUCGGAUCAAUGUUGGAAGAUCCAGUGAUCGGAGGAUUGGUUGGAACAACAUUGAGUUGUGCAAUCGGGGAGCAGUUCAAGAGGGCAAGAGAUGGAGAUAGAUUCUACUACGAAAACCCUGGAAUCUUCACACGCUCCCAAGUGGAAGAGAUCAAAAAGUCGUCGCUAUCCAGAAUCAUUUGCGACAACGCAGAUAAUUUCGAGUUGGUAUCCCAAGACGCCUUCCUUCUACCGGGCACCAAUUUGACUCCAUGCAACAAGAUUCCAGAAAUGGAUCUGACGAAAUGGAGGGCUCUUUAA
This is a messenger RNA of Caenorhabditis remanei, 2058 nucleotides long. RefSeq lists its product as uncharacterized. Gene Ontology annotation, biological process: response to oxidative stress. The record is from RefSeq and is a predicted model, not a curated record. The coding region runs from base 1 to 2058 and encodes 685 amino acids. Gene Ontology annotation, molecular function: peroxidase activity; heme binding. Lineage: Eukaryota; Metazoa; Nematoda; Chromadorea; Rhabditida; Rhabditidae. The transcript has 8 exons.